Elgaria multicarinata webbii is the source of this 1491-nucleotide messenger RNA. RefSeq names its product potassium two pore domain channel subfamily K member 3 (gene KCNK3). Gene Ontology annotation, cellular component: plasma membrane. The coding region runs from base 32 to 1222 and encodes 396 amino acids. Gene Ontology annotation, molecular function: open rectifier potassium channel activity; outward rectifier potassium channel activity; potassium ion leak channel activity. The record is from RefSeq and is a predicted model, not a curated record. Gene Ontology annotation, biological process: stabilization of membrane potential; potassium ion transmembrane transport. Lineage: Eukaryota; Metazoa; Chordata; Lepidosauria; Squamata; Anguidae. The transcript has 2 exons.
CCGCGCUCGCCCGCGCCCGCCCGGCGGGACCAUGAAGCGGCAGAACGUGCGGACGCUGGCGCUGAUCCUGUGCACCUUCACCUACCUGCUGGUGGGCGCCGCCGUCUUCGACGCGCUCGAGUCCGAGGCCGAGACGGCCGACCGCACCCGGCUGGAGAAGCGGCAGCUGGAGCUCAAGAGCAAGUACAACCUCUCCGAGGCCAACUACUGCGAGCUGGAGGGCGUCGUGCUCAAGCUCAAGCCCCACAAGGCCGGCGUCCAGUGGAAGUUCGCCGGCUCCUUCUACUUCGCCAUCACCGUCAUCACCACCAUCGGGUAUGGACAUGCUGCCCCUAGCACCGAUGGUGGGAAAGUCUUCUGUAUGUUCUAUGCCCUGCUGGGGAUCCCACUUACCCUGGUCAUGUUCCAGAGCCUGGGCGAGAGGAUCAACACCUUUGUGAGGUACCUCCUCCACCGCAUCAAGAAGUGCCUUGGCAUGAGACGGCCAGAAGUGUCGAUGGCCAACAUGGUCACCAUUGGGUUCUUCUCCUGCAUCAGCACCCUCUGCAUCGGGGCAGCAGCGUUCUCCUACUACGAGAACUGGACCUUCUUCCAGGCCUACUACUACUGCUUCAUCACCCUCACCACCAUCGGCUUUGGGGACUACGUGGCCCUCCAAAAGGAGCACGCCCUCCAAACCAAGCCCCAAUAUGUGGCCUUCAGCUUUAUCUACAUCUUAACCGGGCUGACCGUCAUUGGGGCCUUCCUCAACCUGGUGGUGCUACGGUUCAUGACCAUGAAUGCCGAGGACGAGAAGCGGGACGCCGAACACCGGGCGCUGCUCACCCGCAAUGGGCAGGCCAGCAGCGUACAUACCACGGACACCACCGCUUCCUCGACCGCUGCCGCGCUGGGGGGCAUGGGGGGAGGCGGGAAUGUCAGCGGCAGAGGGGGGCUCCGUAAUGUCUAUGCUGAAGUCCUCCACUUCCAGUCCAUGUGCUCCUGCCUCUGGUACAAGAGCCGGGAGAAGUUGCAGUACUCUAUCCCUAUGAUCAUCCCCAGAGACCUUUCCACCUCGGACACCUGCAUGGAACAGAGCCAUUCAUCCCCCGGGCACUACCCGGAGACGCCGUCCAACAGAUGCUUCUGCAACACCCAGCGGUCUGCCAUCAGCUCCGUCUCCACGGGACUCCACAGCCUCUCAGCCUUCCAAGGACUUAUGAAGCGCCGUAGCUCUGUGUAAAGAGUAGGAGUCCUUUUUUAAACAAAACAAAACAAAACUAUCCUUAACUACAGCGAAAGGGAGGGAGCAAGGGGGUGUGUGUGGCACCAAAAACCCAGGUGGAGAGAAAUGGCAACAACCAAACCUAGAGCUUAUCCCUAUAAAGAGAGAGAGAGAGAGAGGAGCCUGCAUGGUCAGGUGUGUGCAAUGGAAGUCCAUGCGUAGACAUCAAGCACUGGGCUGGGGAAACUGAGGCACACGUGUCUCUGCAGCUGGAGCUACGGAUGGGU